UCUGUAUGGGCGUGGACAACUCCACGAUAGACUCCUCAAGUCCAAAGCAACCGUUACUUACGCGUUGGAUAGUUCUUCAAAAAGGUGUUACCGCUACUAAGACAAUGCUUACAAUAAAGGAUUUAACGUUGACUUACGAUGCACUUAACGAGGAAAAUACUUUUUCCGAGGGAGACACUUUGACUGGUACAGUGACGAAGUGCAUGGAAAAAGAUACGAAAGUUAAAUCCUUUUUCGUCAAAUUUAAAGGCGACGCAAAUGUGCAUUGGAGCGAAGAGUGUGGUGAAGACGAUCACAGUUAUAAUGCACACAGGAGGUACUUCAAACUUAAACAAUUUUUGAUUCCUAAAAACACUAAAGACACGGAAAUCUCCAAGGGAUAUCACUCCUAUAAAUUCAGCUUCAAAAUUCCAUCCGGGAGUAUGCCCUCAUCCUUUCACGGGAAUUAUGGAAAGAUCGUCUACAGACUGGAAGCCAAGCUUUCAAGGAGCUGGAGGUUGGACAGUUGUGUAAAACAGGAGAUCAACUUUGCAUCGAAGGCCAUUUCAAACCUCAGCCACCUGAUGACCCGCCAGGUUGGCCAAGUGGAUAAAGACAUAGGAAUCUUCUCAAAAGGAUCCGUACACAUGGAAGCGUUUGUGGAGAGCGGAGUCUACGCCCCGGGUCAAACUGUGGCAGUUACUGUCAAAGUCAAAAACACAUCCUCAAAAGACAUGACCCCCAAGUUCUCUUUGAAGCAGAAUGUUACGUUCCAUGCGCAAGGCCGUAGAAAGUGCAGUGGUAGUGAAAUCUGUAAGUUAGUUGGGGAGGUUAUUGAGAAGAAAAGUGAAAAAAUAAUCACUUGUGCAUUGAAGAUCCCUCCUGACCAGAUCCUAUCCAUCCAGAACUGUGAAAUCCUUUCAGUUGAACAUCAUUUUAAGGUGUACUUGGACAUCAGCUUGGCCUCAGACCCAGAGAUCAAGUUUCCACUGGUCAUUGCCCCUUCCAGCUUCAUGUUAAACCCAGGGCCCGGGGGAAUGAACCAGCCGUACCCCCCUGUAGCAUACGGGGGCCCAAGCAACAGCGACUUCCCUCCCCCCGCCGCCUGCUCUCAGCCAGCUCCGCAUCAGCAGGCCUAUGGUCCCUCAGUACCCUUCGGGCCCCAAGCAGGUUACGGGCCUCAAGCAGCCUUCGGGCCCCAAGCAGCCUUCGGGCCCCAAGCAGCCUUCGGGCCCCAAGCAGCCUUCGGGCCCCAAGCAGCCUUCGGACCCCAAGCAGCCUUCGGGCCCCAAGCAGGCUAUGGGCCUCAAGCAGCCUCCAGGCCCCCAGCAGCAUGGGGCCCGGGCCCCGCUGCGCCCGGUGCCAUGGGAGCAGCUUACUACCAGCCCGUGCCACAGAACGUGUCUCCUCCUCCUCAAAGGGGCCCGGUUCCUCCACCGGCGGCUCCGGGGGCUCUGCCCUCUGCGCCGACGAUCGACCCCGGCCAGUACGCCCCGCCGUCAUUCGCCUCCUGCUACAACACCCCCACGUAUAGCAUGCCGCCGCAAAUGCCGGGGAUGGGCACCGAUUUUCUAUCCCGACAAAAUGAAGAACCUCCUUCGUAUCUGUCUAUGUUCCCCCCGGCAACCAACGAUAAACCGCCAAAAUAAUUGAACAGAAAGCGCUGAUGAUUCAUUGUCGUGGUUUUCGAAACAUGGAAACGUGCCAUGGGAUGAAUGUAUACACCUCAAUAUGCAACCUUUGGUCCAUCAAUGUUAUGCAUAUAUACACGUAUGCUAUGAAAGGCCUUAUUCAAUGUGGGUCGGCUUAGCUCAGGAGGUAGAGCAGUUGUCUUGUAACUGAAUGGUUGCUAGUUCGAUCCACAGCUCCUCCUAGCUGAGUGUUGAUUUGUCCCUGAGCAAGACACUUAACCCUAACUGCUCCUGCUCCUGACUUUUGCCUUGCAUGGUUGACUCUGCCGUCGGUGUGUGUAUUAACCGAUGUAAGUCGAUUUGGAUUAAAGCGUGUGCUAAAUGCCCUAAUUGUAAUUGUUAUUGUAAAAUGGUGAAGUUUAAAGGCCUUUGGUAUUUUGUGGUUUCCUCUCAGGGCUCAACCAUGGCCAGUGAUGUCAUUCAAACACACCUGGUUGCAUGUGGUCUACAACUGCAGUAGUGUGACCACAAUAUCCCUACAAUGGACCAUUUUAUAUUGAAGACUUUAUUCAGCCAUGCAUGUAUGGGAGAAAUGUGUGACAUAUUUGAAAUAUAAGAAAUCUAAUUAUUAUACACUAUACAUAUAAAUACAGAAUGAUCAGUAUCAUACCUACAUGCUACAUGAAAGGGUGGAAAAACAGUCACCAAAGAGUCACAUCAUUUUAAUAAAGCUCUAUUGGACGUACUAAUAUUAAUCAUUCAUUUUAAAUAAUCCUAUAUCGUUUACAUUUCCUGUUCUCUUUUCUUAUACUUUCUAGGACACAUGUCCUGCUGAACUUGGGGUACUAUGCUUUGGUUGAUCGCCCACUCUUUGCUUAUUGUAGGGCAGCUCACCUAUGUAACCAAUGAACACACCCUUGUUUGACCUUUGAAGGUGUUUUGUGAUGUUGGUGGAGGGUGAUGUACUGAACUGAUUUUCUGAUGUACGGGAUGGCUUGAAAUAGAAUAGCAUUUUAUCCUCAAACAAAUGCAUUAGCAUCGGAGAAACCGUUGUACUACCUCUUGUAUAAGCCUGUUUAUAUAUAUUUAUGAUUUUUCUUUGUAUGUUUCUCUAGUGUGCCUUUAAAAUAACUUUUCCAAAUGUGGCUAGGUGUCUGGACCCUUUUGUAAAUUGCUUGCUCUUUGCUGUUAACCAAUGAAUUGGAUGUUAAGAAUAAUUGUACCAACAAAAAAUACAAUAAAAACCCACUUCCAUA
Gadus macrocephalus (Pacific cod) is the source of this 2866-nucleotide messenger RNA. Its product is annotated as arrestin domain-containing protein 3-like. The record is from RefSeq and is a predicted model, not a curated record. The coding region runs from base 6 to 1628 and encodes 540 amino acids. Gene Ontology annotation, cellular component: cytoplasm; plasma membrane. Lineage: Eukaryota; Metazoa; Chordata; Actinopteri; Gadiformes; Gadidae. The transcript has 6 exons. Gene Ontology annotation, biological process: protein transport.